GAGCUACUCUCCCUUCUCCUCUCGGCAGCCGAGCUGUUCGGACGUGAAAAGUGUUUGUUGCUCGUGCGGUGUACGUAAACGUUUUAGUCGGAACACACUUAUUUUUUUUCCCUUUUUAAGACGUGUUCCUCAAGUGUUAAUUUAUCUUUCUAUCUAUUUUCUUUUGGUAAGACACGUAAAUCAAUCGCGUAUAACUAUGGCUGAUCAGGAGAACAACGACUUCAGCGAAGAUAUCGCUGAUCAGAACUUUGAGCAGAACGGCGAGGCGGAGAAUGGUGGCGGCGGGGACGCCGCUGAAAACAACCAGGAGUCCCAAGAGGACAGGUCGGCCGGAGGUAACCAGGAUUCUCUGAACGAUAGGAAAUUAUUUGUUGGAGGUCUAAGCUGGGAAACAACGGAUAAGGAACUAAGAGAUCAUUUUGGUGCUUAUGGUGAUAUUGAAAGCAUCAAUGUUAAAACAGAUCCAAAUACAGGACGAUCACGCGGUUUUGCGUUUAUUGUUUUUGCAAAAGCUGAAUCGCUAGACAAGAUUAUUUCUGGUGAUCACAUUAUUAAUAAUAAGAAAGUAGAUCCGAAGAAAGCAAAAGCUAGGCAUGGGAAGAUAUUUGUCGGUGGUCUUUCGACGGAACUUGCGGAUGAGGAUAUUAAAAAUUUCUUCUCACAGUUUGGAACUAUCGUAGACGUAGAGAUGCCAUUCGAUAAGACAAAGAACCAGAGGAAAGGUUUCUGCUUCAUUACUUUCGAAUCAGAACAAGUAGUGAAUGAACUUUUGAAGACACCUAAACAGACGAUAAACGGCAAGGAGGUCGACGUAAAGAAAGCCACUCCAAAACCAGACGGAAUGGGCGGAAUGCGCGGCGGUGCUGGAGGUCGAGGUGGUAGAGGUGGUCGAGGAGGAAGAGGUCGUGGAUUUGGCGGCCAAGGAGGUUGGGGUCAAGGUGGUUAUGGUGGCGGAUAUGGCGGUGGAUACGGUCAAGGAGGCUACGGAGGAGGCUACGAUGGUUAUGGAGGAGGCUAUGACUAUUACGGCGGUGGGUACGGCGGCUAUGGUGGCUACGACUACAGUGGAUACGACGGCUAUGGCUAUGGCGGUGGUAGUUACGAUGGUGGCUACAGUGGUGGGCGCGGUGGUGCACGCGGUAAAGGUUUCCCGCCCUACAAAUUUCAUCAUAAAUCGUCAAAUCAUCAUCAUUCCAUUAAUAAACAACCACGUCAUCUACGACAAGAACAACAACGCAGACAACUGCCGCUAAACAAAUUCAGUCAUCAAGAUUCACAAUUAAAACAGUAAAAUAGUUGAUCAUGUUGCGUUUAACAUAUAAAAUAGCAUUGUGGAAGUUAGAGAGAAAACAUUCGCGCGAACGUAUGAAAAGAAAGAAUGAAAAGAAACAAAAGAAAAAUAAUGUAUAUACAUAUACACAUGUAUAUAUUUCUUUAAAUGCGUAUAUGUAUUUACAUAGUUUGCUUCCAUCUCUCGUUUACCCCUUUGUACAAUAUAGUCCAAACUCUUUUAUUAUAUAUUAUAGUUUAAAGACUAUUCUCUCAUUAACUCUCAUUGAUUUAUCUCCAUUUUUUAUUUAUCUUAAAAUUUCUACAAUUAAUUAAUAGCAUUAAUGUCUCAUAUAAAUAUAUUAUAUAUAUAUAUAUUCAGUGUUGUAAGGCGUGUGUGUGUGAGAUCGUAUAUCAUAUUUACGUUUAAAAAAAAGAAAAAAAAACGAAGAAGAAGAACAAAGUAUUUGCAUUUUUUGGAUAUGGCCAAUGAAGUUAUAAACAAAUGGGCACAAUAAUAACAAACGUAGUUUUCAAUGAUUAUAUUAAACGCGACCACAAAGGAUAACCACAAUAACACCCACGCCUUUUUUACCCCCACAAAAGAUAUUUAAAUAUUUUGUGGUGUUUAUUAAAUACAUGAUUCUUAUUUUUUUUUUUUUCUUUUUUUUUUUCUUUUUUCUCCUCCUUGUGCAAAUGGGAAAGCAAUAGAUGAAAGAUAAUAUUAAUAUUAAUAAUAAUAAUAAUAAUAAUUUAAAAUACGAAAUAGUGUAGAGAAUAAAUAAAAAUACGAGUUCUCUCGUUCGUAUAACUCGGUGAACAGAGCUGAGUAAAAGAGAAAAACACAACCAACUUUGUCCACAUUUUUAACGAUAUAAGAUUAUUUUAAUUUUGUCUAUAAUUAAAGUUAAUUAAUGGGAGGGGAGGGGGGAGAUGAAACCUACCGUAGAAGAGUAAGCAGAGGCAAUGUACUUUUUACACAUGAAUGUUUCAACAACAAAAGAGAGAGAAAGAAAAACGUAAUAGGUGCCCAACUGUUUAUAGUGAUUAUAAUGAGAGAGAGAGAGAGAGAGAGAGAGAGAGAGAGAGUGAGAGUGAGAUGAGGUAAAAAGAUUAUUGCUUCCUUAUUGGUAAGAAUAAUAGGAUAAAAUAAAUUCAUUUUGUGUACAUAAUAUACCUUGCAUACGGUUGUGUGUGUAUUUGUAUUGACCAGGUCCUAUAUAAUUAUUUUUUACUUUAAAAAAAAAAAAAGAGCUAAACAAACAGUAUGUACACAAGAUUUCUUUAAUGCGUCGAAUCUAAACUAUAAUAUUAGAUUUACAUAUAAGACUGAGGAGGAAGGUUUAUCGAUCUUAUUAUAGAAAGGAAAAAGUAUAUAUAGAAAAGUAAAAGAAAAAAAGAAAAAAAAACAAGUAUUUUGCUGAUUCUAUUACAGCUAAUUAUGUCUUCGGUGAGAUGAUUCUUCGCUCUAAUAUGAAAGGAACGACUCUGCAUAGGUAUUCUUAAUAUUUAUAUAUUUGACACAAUUUUCUUUGUAGAUAUAUAAAAAAAAAGUAAGUCGUAUUAAUGUAUUUCAAGUACAAGUCUCUCCAUUGUAUUUUUCUUUUUCUCUAAUCUACAAAUCUGUGCUCAAGUCGUGCGUUGUAAUAUUUCCUUGAAAAAAAAAGAAAAGAAUAAACAAAGAAAGAAAGAGAAGAUGCACUAAUAAUGUCUUGAAGUAAAGCUUUCAGUAUUUUGUUUGAUAUAGAUUAAAAACAACAACAAAAAUAAUAAUAAUAAUAAUAAUAAUAAUAAUAAUAAUAAUAAGCUGUUAAAUAGCGCGAUUGUGACUUACCUAUUCUGUUAAGAUGUUUUUUCGUAGAUAGGAUCACUUUUAUAAAUUGAGUAAAUAAACUCUUAUAUCAUAUUAAUUAAAAAAGAUUUAAAAAAAAAAAAAA
Vespula vulgaris is the source of this 3206-nucleotide messenger RNA. It is a transcript of the gene sqd, whose product is annotated as RNA-binding protein squid. Gene Ontology annotation, biological process: regulation of gene expression. The record is from RefSeq and is a predicted model, not a curated record. Gene Ontology annotation, molecular function: RNA binding. Bases 197 to 1291 code for a protein of 364 amino acids. Gene Ontology annotation, cellular component: nucleoplasm. The transcript has 9 exons. NCBI's taxonomy places the organism in Eukaryota, Metazoa, Arthropoda, Insecta, Hymenoptera, Vespidae.